UGGAUGAGGAAGCUCAGUCCUGCUGGUUUAAAUAGGACCCCAGGGUCUCCUUUAUAAGGGCUGGCUCGGAGGCCAGAGGCGAUGCAGGCGGCAGUUCAGUGCGGGGCCUCAGAGGCUUCUCACGACGUGCAGAUUGCGUGAGGGGCCUCUUGCAGAAAUGGCUGCUAGGCUCUGCUCCCCCAGCCCCCUGCUUAGCCAUCAGGAGCCCUUACUAGUCCUCGGGGUUCACACCCGAAAAGGGAAGACUCACAACAUUCUUACCCUUUACGCGAGUCAGGGAGAGCAAACAUUGGGGCUGGAUUGACCGCGCGCGGGUGAUCUGAUGUCGCCUGUUGACAUUUCCCAGAGGCAGGUGAGGAACAAAACAUGACAGAAACAGAUGCCUUCUACAGGAGUGAAAUGUUGGAUCCAGCAGAAAAGUACAAAAUGGACCACAAGAGGAGAGGACUCGCUUUAAUCUUCAACCAUGAGAGGUUCUUCUGGCACCUAACGCUGCCGGAAAGGCGAGGCACCAAUGCAGACAGAGACAAUCUUACGCGCAGGUUUUUAGACCUCGGAUUUGAAGUGAAAUGCUUUAACGAUCUGAAAGCAGAAGAGCUACUGCUCAAAAUUCACGAGGCAUCAACCUCUAGCCAUGUAGAUGCCGAUUGCUUUUUAUGCGUUUUCCUGAGUCAUGGCGAAGGCAAUCACAUUUACGCAUAUGAUGCCAAAAUUGAAAUUCAAACACUGACUGGCUUGUUCAAAGGAGACAAGUGUAAGAGCCUGGUUGGAAAACCCAAGAUAUUUAUCAUUCAGGCAUGUCGGGGAAACCAGCAUGACGUGCCAGUCAUUCCUUUGGAUGUUGUGGACCAUCCGGCAGACAAGCUGGAUGCCAAUGUCACCCAGGUGGAUGCGGCCUCUGUUUACACCCUCCCUGCGGGAGCAGACUUCCUCAUGUGCUACUCUGUUGCAGAAGGUUAUUAUUCUCAUCGGGAAACUGUGAAUGGCUCAUGGUACAUUCAAGAUUUGUGUGAGAUGCUGAGAAAAUUCGGCUCCUCCUUAGAGUUCACAGAACUCCUCACACUGGUGAACAGGAAAGUUUCUCUGCGCCGAGUGGACGUUUGCAAAGACCUAAGUGCAAUUGGAAAGAAGCAGGUCCCCUGCUUUGCCUCCAUGCUAACUAAAAAGCUGCAUUUUUUUCCAAAAUAGAAAUAAGGCUGCUGUUGUUUUUUUAAUCUAUUUGUAGUCUAAAUAGAUUUCUCUUUUUAUAUAAAUAAGUGUCACUAGAUUGAAGCUUAUGGUAAAGCAAUUUAAAAUUCUUUAAGGUUUAAUGAGAGAACUUUAAAAGAAAUAGUUCAUAUUGGACAUGGUGAAAGGGUUUGGUAGAUAGAGAAACUAAAUCCUAGGGAAUUACUAUAAAUAAAAGUCAACAAACAUUUGUAAUACUUGAUUUUUUUUUUUUAAGUUGCAGGGUUACUCAAAAUAUCUGGCUGAUUUAAGUUGUAUUUUGUGAAUUUUUAAAUAAAGUUUUAUAAUGUUUUUAAAGAUUUUGAAACCCAAGAAUAAUUCAUGUUUUUAUCAGAUUUUUCUAAUUCAUAUUUUAUUCAUUUAUAUAAUUUACUAGAGGCCCAGCGCGCAUGAAAUCGUGCGCAGUUGGGGUCCCUAGGCCUAGCCUGGCCGCCACCGUAUAGCCUCUGCCACCCUGCAACGCUAUGGGAAGCUCCCCACCCAGGACGCUCCACGAACACUGCGACUGCUUUGCGAGGCUCCCCCAGCCCCUCGACUGCUCUGCAAAGCUUGCUGCCGCCCUGCGAAGCUCGCCACUGGACGAAGCUCGCCACUGGACGCUCCACAAAACUCCCCCCUCCCCCUACCUGCAACGGCUCUGCGAAACUCCCCUGCUCCAUGACUGCUCCACAAAACUCCCCCGCCCACCACUGCUUCGCGAAACUUGCUGCUGUCCAGGUGACUGCUCCGCUAAGCUCACGGCCACCCUGCGAAGCAGCCGCCACCGCCUCUCCACAGUCCCCAGUCCCACCCCGCUGCCAGCCCCCACUCAUGGUGAGCAGCUCGGGGACCAGGGGAAGGAGGGGGACUGAGAGGUGCUCCAUGCCCUUCAUGGUGACCAGUCGCCUGUUCGGUCGUGACGGCACCUAGCUCUUUAUAUAUAUUAGGAUAGGCUUUAGUUGGUCAUAUAAAUUCAUCUACACAUGAAUUACCACUUUUCGCAUGACUUUUAACUCUCACUUAAAAUAAUCAGCCUUUAAGAACUAUUGCGUGGCAUUCUGAGGAAGAAUGUAAACAAUUCUUAGUUUAGGCAAAACACUUGCAGAACUUCAUUCUGUCAGCAUCUUCCGUGUUAAGUUACUAUCCAUUGUCCAGCAGUCAUCAUUCCCACUUACAGGCGAUCAUAUUAAUGGAAAAAUAGGUGUUCCGUUUAAGGCUCAGUUCUUCCUAAUCUGAUAUAUAAAAUUUGAGUAAUAUUGUUUUGUUAAUAACUUGCCAGAGGCUGAAGAUGGUUAAAUGUUUGGGCAUUUGGUAACCGAAACUUAUGACUUGCAGGUCAAAAAGUGUGCCAAUGUGGUGAGACAUUCAUGCCUUUUUUGUGGUCAUGAUAGGCUUUGCUGUCAGUUGAACAUCUUACUUUCCUUUAACUCCUUACCACAGGCAUAGCCAUUGCCACGUCUCUAUUUUUAAGAGCUGAUGACCCUGAAAACACUCCUGUGUUCAACUUAUGAACAUUGGCCUGGCCUUGUAGGCAGAGAUUGCACAGUUCUGGUUAUCUAAGAGAAAUUAGCUGUUAUUAAAAAGCUCUAAAAAAAGUUUCCCCUGCCCCCUUGAAUACGAUUAGUCUAAAGGGUUUAUUUUAAUAAAAUCCUCUUGUUCA
This is a messenger RNA of Myotis myotis, 2866 nucleotides long. It is a transcript of the gene CASP6, whose product is annotated as caspase 6. The coding region runs from base 367 to 1188 and encodes 273 amino acids. The transcript has 7 exons. The record is from RefSeq and is a predicted model, not a curated record. Gene Ontology annotation, biological process: proteolysis; apoptotic process. NCBI's taxonomy places the organism in Eukaryota, Metazoa, Chordata, Mammalia, Chiroptera, Vespertilionidae. Gene Ontology annotation, cellular component: cytoplasm.